AUGUCUCAUUCCGGGGCUCAAGGCAGCAUUGGCAGCCAUCCAGGCAUGGGUAUGCGUAACUAUAAAAUCUACUUCUAUGAGUUCGAGAACUUCCAGGGUCGCAGGAUGGACAUUCACGGGGAGUGCAAAAACCUGUGUGAGAAGGGAAUGGACCGUGUGGGAUCCAUCAGGGUGGAAUGUGGCCCCUGGGUUGGGUAUGAACAGCAGAACAUGAACGGUGAGAUGUUCAUUCUGGAGAAGGGAGAAUACCCGCGCUGGGACACCUGGUCCAACAGCCACAGGUGUGACCGCUUCAUGUCCGUCAGGCCGAUGCGUAUGGAUCCCCAAGACCACAAAAUCUGCCUGUUUGAGUGUCCAAACUUUGAGGGCCGUAAGAUGGAAGUGUGUGACGAGGACAUCCCAAGUCUGUGGUCAUAUGGUUUCCAGGACAGAGUGGCCAGCAUUCAAGUCACAGGCGGAACCUGGGUGGGAUACCAGUACCCAGGAUACCGUGGGUACCAGUAUGUGUUCGAGAUGGGACCAUACAAGCACUGGAAUGAGUGGGGAGCUCACCAUCCUCAGAUCCAGUCCAUCCGCAGGCCGGACCGCGUUAGCCCAAACCAAGCCAAAGCCUCCGCACGUCCACUGGCUCUUGCGCUUCGGGACGCAGAGCAAAGGGUUGGCAGCACUUUUUACAGCUUCACACAGGUGCAAGAGCCCUCCUCACUGGACAUGAAAGUGCAGCAAGGCUGUAACUCGACAGAUAUGGGGAUCCCUGUAAGAACCGAGGAGGAGCUGCGCAGAAACGCUGUCAUAACACCGGAAGAUGUGCUGGGCUUGCAAAAGAUCACUAAGAAUUACCUCUGCUCCCCUGAAGAAAAUGUACACAUGAUUGACUUCACCAGGUUUAAGAUCCGGGACAUGGAGACUGGGACUGUCCUGUUUGAGAUUACCAAACCCCCAACACCAGCAGGGGGAAGGAAGCAGAGUGACCCGAACGCAGGCCGAUUUGUGCGCUACCAGUUUACCCCGGCCUUUUUACAGCUGCGGCAAGUCGGAGCAACAGUGGAAUUCACAGUUGGAGACGCACCCAUUAACAACUUCCGUAUGAUUGAAAGGCACUAUUUCCGCGAUCAGCUGCUCAAGAGCUUUGACUUUGAGUUUGGCUUCUGCAUGCCCAGCAGCAAAAACACAUGCGAGCACAUUUACGAGUUUCCAGCACUUUCAGAGGAUAUUAUGCGUGAGAUGAUCCUGCACCCGUACGAGACGCAGUCCGACAGCUUCUACUUCGUGGACAACAAGCUGGUGAUGCACAACAAGGCAGAUUACUCCUACAGCGGGGGCCCGUAG
Messenger RNA from Knipowitschia caucasica, 1329 nucleotides. NCBI's taxonomy places the organism in Eukaryota, Metazoa, Chordata, Actinopteri, Gobiiformes, Gobiidae. The record is from the annotation of a GenBank genome assembly.